Molecule: messenger RNA, 931 nt
Organism: Centropristis striata (black sea bass)
Lineage: Eukaryota; Metazoa; Chordata; Actinopteri; Perciformes; Serranidae
Product: free fatty acid receptor 2-like
Exons: 2
Coding region: 14-931 (305 amino acids)
Biological process (GO): G protein-coupled receptor signaling pathway; cellular response to fatty acid
Cellular component (GO): plasma membrane
Molecular function (GO): G protein-coupled receptor activity
Source: RefSeq, a predicted model, not a curated record
GGCAGGGGCCAUAAUGGAGCCACCAGUGAAGAGCGAGGUCAUUCUCUCAGUUUACAUCAUUACCUUCCUCAUCGGCCUGCCAGCCAACCUGCUGUCUCUCUACGCCUUCAGCGUUAAGAUCCACUCCAAGCCACUUCCAACAGACAUCCUGCUUCUCAACCUGACCGUCUCCGAUCUGCUCUUCUUGAUCGUUCUUCCUCUCAAGAUGCACGAGGCAGCUUCAGGCAUGGAAUGGCAAUUACCCAGCUUCAUGUGCUCCAUCACCUCCUUCACCUUCUUCUCCACAAUCUACACCAGCUCCUUGCUGCUGAUGGCAGUCAGUGUGGUGCGCUACAUUGGUGUAGCUUACCCCAUCACCUACCAUCUGCUGCUCAAACCCGUGUACGCGAUCAUUAUCAGUGCUGUAAUAUGGCUGAUCUCAACAGCACACUGCAGCAUUACUUUCAUCACCCAACACCACCCGUCCCUGUCCAGCAAUGACUCCAAAGUCUGCUACGAGAACUUUACUGACAAGCAGUUGCAGAUCCUCCUCCCAUUACGUUUGGAGUUUUUCAUCGUGCUUUGCCUCAUACCUCUUCUAAUUUGUGUUUACUGCUACUUGCGCUGCAUUCUGAUCCUGUACAGCCGCCCCAGGAUAUCCCGCAUGCAGAAGCAGAAGGCCAUCGGCAUGGCCAUGGGGACUCUGGCUGUCUUCCUCAUUUGUGUGUUUCCAUACAACUUCUCUCAUGUGAUGGGUUAUAUCCAAGGUGAGAGCCCAAAAUGGAGGUACUACACCUUGCUGCUCAGCACCUUCAACACCUGUAUUGAUCCCAUCAUUUUCUACUUUUCCUCCUCUGCUUUCCACUGCACUAGUAAAAAGUCAGUUUUCAGGAAGCAUGUGAUCACUGUAUUAGGAUUACAAAAGCCGGCCUUAGGCUCAGGCAAAGUGUAA